Messenger RNA from Mucor mucedo, 1556 nucleotides. RefSeq lists its product as uncharacterized. The transcript has a single exon. The record is from RefSeq and is a predicted model, not a curated record. NCBI's taxonomy places the organism in Eukaryota, Fungi, Mucoromycota, Mucoromycetes, Mucorales, Mucoraceae. The coding region runs from base 154 to 1236 and encodes 360 amino acids.
CCAUCGUUACCCACAGUGAUAUGAGACCAUUCCCUCUUUUUUUUUUCUUUUUCUGUAUAUAAAUACAUGCUUUUAAUUGAACACUUCUUUCAUCUCUUUUUCUUUACUUUUUAUCAUCAUCUUUUUUUUGCAAACGUAUAAUAAGCCAGAAAAAUGAAUGCUCCCGAUUCAUUUGAAAAGCAAAUUGAUGUAGCUGUUUCUUAUGAUGGCUAUUAUCCAGCCCCAUAUUCCCCAUCAACAACAGCAUCAUCCUCAUGCUAUUCAACCCCAUCAUCAUCUAAUAAGAAAAGUUUGACUAAGGAAGAAACCGUAGAGAUUGUUCGCAAACUGUAUCCUCUUACAAUGGAAAAUGUCUCCAAAGUAGAGUUAGCUGACCCGUCAAGUAUGCCACUUGCACGUUACUGUAGCGAGAUGGGAACACCCGAAGCCAUCUAUGCACCUUUUACGCCUUCCGCAAGAAAAAUGUUGCGAAGACCACAAGAAGUUUUGGAAUCACCUCGCGUAUUACCAUUUCCAUAUCACAAUGACUCUUAUUUCUUACCAACAGCCGAACAUGACUAUCCUGGCGGAUUAACCGCUACCGAUGCUUCUUCAUCAAUUGUCAGUCUUUCUGUUCAUACCAUGGGGUCACGUCAGCACCUGUCUAGCAAUUCAACAAGCACCAGCCUCUAUCACCCUCAUCAUCAACAGCGUGGGUAUCAACGCCAGUUGCUGUCAUGUCCCCCCAAGUCGCACUUCUAUUCCCAAAAGAGAUACGAUGAUGACAAUAUGAGUAAUUAUAGUAAUAAAAGAAGGGCUGUGAGCGUUACACCAUCGUCGCCUUCAACCUUGCGAGAGGAAACCUUUGUCGCACCAAAGAAGCGCCGUGGUCACAAUAAAUUUGCAUUUAAAUUUAAACAGAAUUUGCUUCGAUUCAAGUCCAACAAUUCGACCAUUUUGGAAACGACUCAUCACUGUAACCGGUUACAGCACCCUUUGUCAUCUUCCGCUUCUAUUAUAUCCAACACACUCAUUUUAACAAACGAUACAACUACUACAAAGGUCAAGCAACAAAGAUAUGAAUCCUUGCAAUACAAUACAGCACCAGUGAAUAAUGGUCCCUGGUAUGAGAAACUCUGGAAGUUGAUCAAACCUACAACUCUUGUAAAAAAAAAUAGUAAAUCUCCAAAGACUGUCUGGUACAGUCAAUUCAGAUGCAACCCUCCUCCCCCAGUUGAUAUUAAUUUACUUUCCUAAAUUGUACAGCAAUACCCUGUAAAAGAAAAAGAAAAAGAAAAGCUAAUACCGUUUGAUAUGUUAUCGCUCUUUUUUUCUUCCUCUUUUGUUAUAAAUAUACACACGCCCACAAUCUCUCCUUUAAAUUAUAUAUUCGUCUUCUCAUUCAGUUUUUUCCUUCCUUGUAUUACUUGCACCCAGGAAACCCACUAACUGUACACACACGCACACAUAAUCUUUUUUUCUAAAAAAAAAAAUCCUACUCUAUAUCAUAAAUCCCUUUGAAAUAUACUCUCUUUUUUCAAUCAUACAAAAAUAAAUUUGUUCUUAUUAAAACUUCA